AUGCGAGGCCCGACUCCUGCAGCUGUCCGCGGGCUCUUUUCCACUUUCCAUGGAACGCCCAGAAGGUGUUCGACGUCUUACCCAAAUAAAAACAUUGUCUUCUAUACGAUUCUUUUCCGAACGUCCUUCUCCGCUGCUGCUCUAAGAGCUCAGGAAAAGCCCAAAUGGGAAUUUAAUUAUAGAAGAAACCCAGAAAAAAUACGUUCUUGGCGCGAGGCAAAUGAACCUCAGAGUUGCAAUUCAGAGGUUUCAGUUGACAGGGCGGGAGGGGGUUCUGAGAGUGCCAAAAUGAAAAAUAAGCUCAAGCGGUACUCCGGGAUGUUGAGAGAUUGUGCCGCUGAGAUACGUUUGCGCCAAGGUAAAGCAAUUCAUGGUCGCAUCAUUAGAAGUGGGACUGAGCCGGAUGAGCACCUAUGGGUCUCUUUGAUCAAUUUCUAUGCUAAAUGUGGAGAGUUAGGAUGUUCACGCAAAGUUCUCGAGCAAAUGCCGGUGAAAGACGUGGUUUCGUGGACUGCAUUGAUAUCGGGUUUUGUGGCUCGAGGACGUGGAGCUGAAAGCCUAGAGUUGUUCUGUGAUAUGAGGAGGGAGGAUGUGCAGCCAAACGAGUUCACUUUGGCCACUGUUUUGAAGGGUUGCUCGUUGUCUUGGGAUUUAGAUUUCGGAAAACAAAUGCAUGCGGAGGUAGUCAAAGCCAGCCUACUAUCCGAUGCUUAUAUCGGUUCCUCUUUGAUCGAUCUUUACUCUAAAUGUGGGGAAAUGGAAUAUGCUGAUGAUGUUUUCUGUAUGAUGCCAGAGAAAAAUGUCGUGCUGUGGAAUACUUUACUUAACGGUCAUGCACAGGCAGGAAAUGGGGAUGCAGUUUUGCGAUUAUUUCGAGAAAUGGAAGAUCCGGACAUGAGAUUUAGUAAUUACACAUUGUCCAUUGUUUUAAAGGGAAUUGCUGGCUCGGGUGCUCUGGAGGCUGGCCGGGCAGUCCAUUCUAUAGUGGUUAAGGUUGGAGGCGAGCUCGAUGAUUUUGUUAGGUGUAGCCUGCUUAAUAUGUACUCCAAAUGUGGCGCGGCUUAUGAUUCCGUCAAAGUAUUUAAGACGAUUAAAAACCCUGAUAUAGUUGCGUGGAGUUCGAUUAUCAGUGUUGUCGAUCAGCAAGGUUGGCCUGAGGAUGCAGCCAAAUUGUUCUGGCUAUUCAGGCAUUGUGAUGAAAGGCCCAAUGAGUUUACUCUCUCUAGUAUUGUUAGUGCUGCCACUGACUUGGGUGACCUGCGUUAUGGUCAGAGCGUACAUGCGUGCGCUUACAAAUUCAGUCUUGAAUCAGAUAAUUCGAUCAGUAAUGCAUUAAUUGCAAUGUAUAUGAAACUAGGAUGUACUGAUGAUGGGCACCUUGUCUUUCAGAAAAUGGCCAACAGGGAUGUGAUCUCCUGGAAUGUCCUUUUAUCUGGAUUCCAUGAUGAUGAAACUUCUGAUCGUGGGGCUAGGUUUUUCAAGCAGAUGCUUACUGAUAGUUUUAGGCCCAACAUGUACACAUUUAUAAGCAUUCUGAGGUGUUGUUCAAGCCUCUUGGACAUCGAGUUUGGGAGGCAAGUGCAUUCCCACAUAAUUAAAGAUAACAUAGACUGUGACAGUUAUGUGGGAACUGCUUUAAUCGACAUGUACGCCAAGUGCUUGUGCAUGGAUGAUGCAGAGGUUAUUUUCAGCAGAUUAAAAACCAAGAAUGAUGCUUUCAGUUGGAACGUUGUCAUCUCGGGUUACUCGCAAACCAACCAAGGAGAAAAUGCUGUUCACUGGUUUAAUCGGAUGAGGAGAGAAGGUGUUGUUCCUAAUGAGUUUACUCUUGCCAGUUGCCUGAGGGGUUGCUCCUCAAUUGCGAGCCUUGACAACGGGCGGCAGUUUCAUUCCCUGUCAAUCAAGGCUGGGCUGUCCACAGACGUGUUUGUAUCCAGUGCCCUUGUGGAUAUGUACGGGAAAUGUGGAAAUAUUGACAAUGCAGAAAUACUAUUUUAUGGCACUCAAUCACGUGACACUGUUCUAUGGAACACGAUAAUAUGCGGAUAUGCUCAGCAUGGGGAAGGUGAUAAGGCUCUUCAAGCAUUCAUGGAGAUGAUAAACGACCAAGUGUUGCCUGAUGGAGUUACUUUCACUGGGAUCCUUUCUGCGUGCAGCCACAAUAGGUAUGUGGAACAAGGAAAAAGGUUUUUUAAUUCGAUGAGUGAAUCCUAUGGAGUUACUCCCACUGUCGGGCACUAUGCUAUCUUGGUCGAUAUACUUGGCCGAGCAGGCAUGUUCGAUGAGGUCGAAAAAGUUAUCAAGCAUAUGGAGCUAAUUCCAAAUGCUUUGAUCUGGGAGAAUGUUCUCGCGGCAUGCAAGUCUCAUGGAAAUGUGGAAUUGGGAGAAAUAGCAGCUGAGAAGCUCUUUGAGUUGGCUCCCGGAACAGAUUCAAACUACAUUCUGUUAUCUAAUCUGUAUGCUAGCAAAGGGAGAUGGAAUGAUGUGGCCAGGGUUAGGGCCUUGAUGACCCAUCAAGGCAUAAAAAAAGAACCGGGGUGCAGCUGGGUUGAGGCAGACGCUCGAGUUCACGUUUUCCUGUCUCAGGACACAUCACAUCCGAGGUUACUUGAUAUCCAUCGCAAGUUGGACGAGUUAAACCAAAAAGUUGCUGAAGCUGGUUAUGUGCCUGACACGAGUUAUGUGCUUCAUAAUGUGGCAGAAAACAGUAAGGUGGAUAAUCUUUUUGGUCAUAGUGAGAGGUUGGCCUUAGGUUUUGCUCUCAUAAACAGUGUUGGUAGUAAAAGAAUCAGGAUAUUCAAGAACCUUCGGAUAUGUGGGGACUGCCAUGAAUUUAUGAAGUUGGUGUCUGGGAUCGUUGAUCAAGAAAUUGUGGUUCGUGAUGCCAGCCGUUUCCACCACUUCCAACGUGGAUUGUGCUCGUGUAAAGAUUAUUGGUGA
This is a messenger RNA of Striga hermonthica, 2940 nucleotides long. NCBI's taxonomy places the organism in Eukaryota, Viridiplantae, Streptophyta, Magnoliopsida, Lamiales, Orobanchaceae. The record is from the annotation of a GenBank genome assembly.